AUGGCUCCGCAGCCAUGGUUCCUGAGAGGCGUUGAGGGGAAGUCGAUGACAGCGAAUGAGCGAUCGGCCAAGCCAAGCCACAAAGCCACAAUACCCCUGUACUGCUGGACGCCAUCGUCUAAGCGAUCCGCCUAG
Messenger RNA from Trichoderma gamsii, 135 nucleotides. RefSeq lists its product as hypothetical. Bases 1 to 135 code for a protein of 44 amino acids. NCBI's taxonomy places the organism in Eukaryota, Fungi, Ascomycota, Sordariomycetes, Hypocreales, Hypocreaceae. The transcript is spliced from 2 exons. The record is from RefSeq and is a predicted model, not a curated record.